Cladophialophora immunda is the source of this 3056-nucleotide messenger RNA. RefSeq lists its product as uncharacterized. The transcript is spliced from 2 exons. Lineage: Eukaryota; Fungi; Ascomycota; Eurotiomycetes; Chaetothyriales; Herpotrichiellaceae. Bases 505 to 2130 code for a protein of 541 amino acids. The record is from RefSeq and is a predicted model, not a curated record. Gene Ontology annotation, molecular function: protein binding.
CUCCCGAUCUCUUACCUCUUCCACACUCUCUCCAUCUGCAUCUUCUCACCUUGCUUUUGUUUUGCCUCCAAUCCGCUCCCAGGGUCUCUCUUUAUCCGGAGCUUUUUCGACAGACCUCUGACCAACAGUCGCUCGUUUCGCUGUCCUUCUCUUCUGCGUCAUUCGACACUUUUGGAAUACACGGCUUCUUUCAGUUGCAACGCUUUGUUGUCCCUCUUCCACCGCUCCACUCGUGACUCGAAUCUGUCACGGCCUGUCAAAGCUCGACGGCCUCGCUUCCGGCUUCCAGCUUCCAGCUUCCAGCACCCUCGCCGAGCCUUCAGUUUUGUAGCCUGGCAGAGGGGGGCCCGAUCGCGACAACAGCCAGAGCGCUUGUGGGAAGAAUGAUGAGUUCAGCAUGAGCUGGAGCUCGAAAGAGGUGGUUACAUUUUGGAUAUUCGCAUUGGGAAGCUUCAGUUGCCCAAUCCAUUCACCCACGGUUGACGGACCAUCUCCCCCAAGAGCAUGAAGAAACCUCGUUCCUUGGGCGCAUUGGCCCUUUUCGCUCCCGGUGUGUUUGCGCAGAGCUGCAUAUCGCUGGCUGGUUCGACGACGUGUCCUGCUUUCAACUCUUCUUCAAUAUCGACAGACCCUACUUUGGUUGCCUUAUAUCCCUUCCUUGCUUUUGUCACGUCGACCGAGAGCUUCGAUACCCAAUUAAGUCAAUAUGUGGAUGAGCAAUAUGUACAGACAAAAUACGUCAAUAUCUUUGGUUGUGACAAUGUCAAUCUGGGUAACACAUCCAGCUAUUACGCCCGUUAUACGACCAGCUUUCUCUGCAAUGGCAUCAUCCAGAACUCAAGGACGCCCUGCGGUCUAUCCACCGCCGACUCCGAACCGCUGUGCGCCGAUUCCUGUGCCGAAUUGGCGCUGAGCGAGGAACAAAUCGUUUCGAGCGACCUAUGCACGGGUCGCAACAACGACUAUGCUGACGAACUCAGAGCUGACUUCACCAACUGUGCUUUGCCUGCCAAUUCUAUUAGUGGCAGCUGUAUCACAGGGGAGUCGAACGAACCUGACAACUGUGGGUUCGGCGGCAAUUUGAUGGGUCUGUGUAGCUUCUGUCGCUCAAGCACCGUCAAUGGGACAGACUCCUGCUGCUUGACUUCCAACGCCACCGGCCGAUGCCAGGAUGUUACGCUUCCUGUAUUCUCCACCAUUUCCAACCUCUUCUCCUCUACCACCAGCCCGACUUCUUCACCUACCUCGAGCCCAACCGCUGCCGCUAGCCAUGGAGGCGGUGGUUUAAGUGGCGGAGCGAUUGCUGGAAUCGUUGUCGGCUCUGUGCUGGGAUUUCUCCUCCUACUUGCCGUAAUCAUUCUGUGCUUCAUAUGUCUGCGUCGCAGACGCGGCGAAAGCAAAGCAGGCAGUGUUCUCAACCAACCGUCACCUCAAAGGAAGGGUGUGGUGUCUGCUUCAUACAAUCAACCCAUGUCGCAGCAAGGAUAUGAGGUCUUGCCAGGCGGACGGGUCGCUCGCAUGUCCGCACUGCAGGAUGACCAACCAGGCGUUGGACCUACAGUCGGACCACGCAAUUACACCUCUCAUACAGACCCAUACGGCGACAGUCCCGAAUCGCGCGAAAAGGCGCUGGGGGCAGUUGGCGCGAUGAAAGCUAACGGCUCUCCGGGCAGCGAUUCACAACAUGGAUCAUCUCCCGGCGACUUCUCAUCCCCAGAAGGAGUUGCCAGUGGUCAAUCAGAGCAGUUGCCGUUCUUCAAGGAUUAUUACUCUAACGACGAUAUUCAUCCUGGAGAUAAAGUCUCGGUGUUAUGGGCAUAUCAACCUCGAGCAGGAGACGAGUUUGAACUGGAACGUGGUGACAUGUUGAAAGUAGUCGGCAUCUGGGAUGACGGCUGGGCAACGGGAGUGCGGAUCAAUGACCGGGCGGAAGACUACGAUGGCAAGCAUAAGGUGCAGCGAGACAGCGGUGUGUCGAAUGGUUCCACCACUCGAGAAGAAUCUCCUACUCCGCCGGGCGAGAUCAAGGCCUUCCCUCUGGUCUGUGUUUGCCUACCGGAAGCCUGGAAGAAGACGGUAGAAGGCGAUACAUCUACCGAAAGCGGCUCAGGCGGUGCUCCACCGAUAUAAGAAAAUCGGCCCAGUGUCCAAAUCAUGCUGAUUUUACGACGACAUGCAGUUAGCAAGGGCGUUUUCGGGAUGGUGGCUCACGGUCCGACGAAAACUACAGUACCCAAUAAUCCAGUAAUAUGUCACACAAAAAGCACACUUCCAGGAGUCGGCGUCGACUUGGAUCGCAGAACAAGGCCUUGUCAGCAGCGCUUUUGCUCGGUACCGAGUUGGAUCUUUGUUGGUUAUGCGUUAUCGAUGUUGUUGUUGUUACCUUCUAUGCCUUCAGUUGAUACCCAUUGUGUAUAGCCCUCUACCAGCUUGGAGUACUUUAUGCUCGAUGCUCGAUGUCCAGUGCUCAAUGUUGACGUCGCAUGGUGAUGAGCAAGCGCGUUGGUCUAGUGAAAAGCUUUCUGGCGUCGUUGUGAUUCCAUAUUCGGUGUGCUUGGUGAACGGGACGGGGAGGACCGCAUUUGGGGGGGCUUGGAACCGAACCUACAGAUGAGAGGAGACAGCAUGAAAGCGACAACUCUAUCGGACAGGCUUACUGGCAAAAGAAAAACAGCCUAGCCAGCACUCGAGGACUGAGGGAUAGGGUAGGGUAGGGCAGAGUUCCAAGCACUCGGGCGGUCAGGAGUGAGCCAUGAAUACAGACAGAUGAGAGAGAGAAAGAGCAUUUAUAUCAAAAGACCUGCUGUGAUUGGCAUUUUGUCCUCUGAUGUGAUACCGGAGCAGGUCGUGAACUUGUGAUUUGGGGGAUUAUUGAUCGCAUUGGUCCGUUGCCAGAUAUCAUUCUCAACGGGUAUUCAUCGCCCUGCGUGUUCGUAUGCCCUCGUGCCGUACGCCAGUCUGCCUGUCGUGCGCCCCCUAAAUACAUAAUGAAGAGUGCUAACACAACACAACCCUCUGUGCUGUUGGUCCGUGUUCGUGGGAUGCUGGAAUUUCCC